GACGCCUGGUGUUGUACAGAAAAGCCUCUAGAACGGCAGAGUGAUGAGAGCUCCAAGAAGGCAGACUCAGACUCCCACCCCGAGAACUGGACUGACAGUGACCCGCAGCCGCCUGCCUCGUCCCCACCCAAGACUGCUGAUGACAAGAAGGAGAAGGAGAACAUAGAUCGUGAGCGAAAGACUCGACUGUUUGCACGUGACCGUAAUUCUUCAUCAUCUGUCGGCAAAUCAAAGAAAGCAGAAAAGACAACUGGAUGUGUCCUUAGUCCUAGUCAAGUCCAACCGGAGAGCUCUAUUGCUGAGCCACGGAAGGUCCUGGUGGAGCAGCUCAAUAGGGUGUUGCCCUCCGAGGACUGUGUUCCUGAGCAGCUAACCCUAGUCAACACAGGGGAUCCUCUCGGAGCCCUUCUGGCUGCUAAACUGCAGGAUCGCCAGCACAAGGUAAUUUGUACAGCGAGCAGUGCAGACAUCCGGGCCACAGUCUCUUGCCUGGUGAACAAGAUACAGAAGUUGUGGAAAACCGAUUCUUCAGGGAAAACCACUUCUAGCUCAAUUCUCAGGCCGAAGGAGGAAAAUUGCAACCUUCGCUCAGGACCCUCCACAUUUAGUCUGAGCUCAAGUUGCAACUCAAACCCCAAGCCGCCAUCACAGAUCAAGUUACUGCUUGCUGGCUCUGACAGUUUCAUCAACUGUGUCCUACGUCACUACGUAGAGCAGCUCUCCUCAAAACCUCCUGACUGGCAGACCUACAUCCGCUUUCUUGUUGUACCUUUAGGCAACAACACACUAUGUCGCUACCUUGGCAGCCUGGAUGGAGUAUACAACUCCACUUUCGUCUCAGACAGCUGGAAGGAGUUGCUAGAACGGGGCGAGACCAACGAACUAGUCAACAGGAUUCAGCGGUAUUUGCUGCAGUCCAGUGCUGCUGUCAACCUGCCUAUAGCAGAGGCUAUGCUCACUUACAAGGAGAAGAGCUCUGAUGAUGAGUCUUCUCAAAUCUUCAUUCCAUUUAUGAAUGAUGUUCGUCUGGGGUCACCAGAGACUUCCACCACCACUUCAGUGGACCUAGAGGAGGGGCUACCCCCAAUCAUCUCUGGCUCUCCUCCCUCCAGUCUCACAAUUGGCUGUGACAGGAAGAUUACCCCACCCAGCUCCCCGAACAUUGGUCAAAGCAGGGAACUGUGUGAGCCCUUGGAACUACAGUUGGACUAUUGGUUACUGCCUGGCAAAUCCAACGAUGCUAGGGGUGACACAGGAGGUGGUGGAGGGGAAAAGAAGAAGGGCGACUCCACCAAGUCCACGCUUAAAUCCACGUUCCGUUCGCUGCAAGUAGCACGACUGUCACUGUCAGGCGAGCAGCCAUCCCCACACUUCACUAUCAGCUACUCCACCAAAGAGAAAAAACAGAAAAUUAUGAGGCUUGGAAAGAAAAAAGAGAAGGAGAAAGAGAACGAGCCAAAAAGUCAAGUGGUGGAAGGAGUUUCAAGACUAAUAGUGUCACCUAAAGCUCAAAAUAUUCCUCUUAAGUUGUGUAUAGACGGCACCGAGUGGUCCGGAGUGAAGUUCUUCCAGCUCUCAGCUCAAUGGCAAACUCACAUCCGACAUUUCCCUGUGUCUCUGUUCUCAGCCUCUGACAUCACACAGCUCUAAGUCACACUGGACUCUGGGAACAUCCAUCAUCACUUUGGGUUGUUUGUGUUGUCAUUCAUAUUGACUUUCACAGUGGGUAAAAAAAAUAGUUGUACCAUUUUUGUUUGGAUUUGGCUAUUGAUUUAUACCCUAAGAGAAUUUCACAAUACUUUGAAAUAAAGUAUCUCUACAGACCUUUCCUAAUGUGUUUAAUGUGAAUAAUGCAAAAUUCUGAAAAUAAAAUAUUGGAGUUUUAUUAAUUGAUCAACAUUUCAUGAUUAUGAUUUUGUUUUUAUUCCUUAAUUUUAGAUUAUUAAUUCCUUGCAUUGAGCACUCGCACUAAGUCUGUUGAUGUUCCCGAGGCGGUGUCUUCACGAAUCUGUGAUAUCCAUCCUAGGCAAGGUCUCAAGUCAAACGUGUACACUAGUUACACUUGUCUUGUGUUCGUACCGCUUUCAAGGAUUGUUCAUUAUAUUAAUUGUGAAAUAAUUCUCAUGUGUACAGUCAUAGGUUAAGUUUUUAUUGUAUUCAAUAUUUCGUCCUACAUUUAGUGCCAUUUUAGUGCAUUUAAAACGAGUUAUCGCUUUCACAUUUAUAACUGUUACAAAUAUAUUAAAUGUACUGUUAAAAGUUGUCUAAAAUUUAGGUCAUACGUGUUGUAUGUAUGGAUAUGAUAUUAAUUGUAAAGACUGCUUUUUAUUUAAUACUGAAUUGAUCGUUUUAAGUGUAAGUUAUUGAAUCAAGUGUUUUAGUGUAAUAUUGUAUUAUACCUUGAUUUGCAAUCUAAGUCAUUUUGAUGAAAGUGAAGCUUGAUGUAUACUCUUUAAACAGACGUAGACUUGAAAUAAUAUUCAUGCAAUUAUUUGAUUUGUGAGAAUUAUUCAUGGGCAAUGAAAAGCAAUAAUAUUGUAAAAUAGCAAUAGGAAUAUAAUUUUGAAAAUCAGCAAAUGUGUGGUUUUAACAUAAGCUUAAAAUUUGUGUGUUUAAAUCAACUCAAAAAUAUAUGCUGUAGCCACAAACAAUAUUUACUAAGUUAAAGUUCAUUAUGCUUCAUUAGCAUAACAUAUUAAUGGAUGGUUGUAUUUAUGUACUGCUAAAAACCAGACUAUCAAUGGUUUAUUAUUGAAAGAAUUACUGUGAAUUCUAAAAUUAAGUUUUGACUAUAAAUUUUCAUACAUAAAAUGUGAUUAAUAGAAUUAAAGGAAUUUGAAAUAUGUAGGCUUUGGCAGUGCAUUAGUACCGUUUGUAUUGUUAUUAUUAUUAUAAAAUAAUUCCAAUAAAUGAAAAUUUGUUAGAUAUUUUUAUUGAUUCACACUUGCGUGAUAAAAUGUUACAACUAAGAUAUGUGAGUGCUGACCAAUUAAAAUCUGUGAAAUUGUUAUCAAUUUCUUUGUGCUUAAUUUGUUGUCGCUGAAUAUUUUAUUUAUAAAAAUUUGUUCUAUUUAAAAAGAUUUAUUAAUUUAAAAAAAGAUUUAUUUUGUUUUAAAAAUAUAUAUUUUAAAGAUGUUUCUAAUACUGUUGGAAUAAUAUAAAUUACUUAAGGACUAAAAUUACUGGUAAUCGUAAUUUAUUAUUAUUUAAAUUUUUACCUUUAGUAUAAAUACUUUAAAUAGUUGUCAAUAAAAAACAUAUUAUAUGACUAAAAUUUUGCUAAUCAGAGACUCUUUAUAAAACUUUAUUGCUUAUUUUUGAAGUAUGUUGUAAAACUUGUCAAAAGAUAAAGUUGUUGGUGGCAUUAAAUAGUUUUAUAUACAUAACAUUAAGAGGUCAACCAAACUUUGACUAUAAUGAGAGUAUAAUUGUUCAUACACAGUAUUUUGGAUUUCAGUGGCAUAAUACAGUAUAUCAUUUACACACAAAAAAUAUAUAUAUUAAAUUAAUGUUUUGUGUGUGAGUUUAAACUAUUAACAUUCAAUUUUGUAUAAAGUAAUAUAUAAGCCAUUCCUUUAAUUUUACUCUCUUCUGGUGUAUUUUGGUUGUUCUCUGCCCAAAAAUGAACCAAACCUCACUAGUAGUUUUAUUGUACUGAAUUCAUUUAAUAAAAACAUACAAAAUAUGAAUUAUGAAUAAUCUUUUUUGAUACAAAAAAUACAUGUCUUGUUUGUAUGUUGUGUCAAAUUUAUUUUGGUUCUUGCUUACUUUUACAUUAAAGUAAUGUUAAAGUGUA
Messenger RNA from Homalodisca vitripennis (glassy-winged sharpshooter), 3796 nucleotides. It is a transcript of the gene KrT95D, whose product is annotated as phosphofurin acidic cluster sorting protein 2. The record is from RefSeq and is a predicted model, not a curated record. Lineage: Eukaryota; Metazoa; Arthropoda; Insecta; Hemiptera; Cicadellidae. The transcript has 12 exons. The annotation marks the transcript as partial. Gene Ontology annotation, biological process: protein localization to plasma membrane.